GGAGAGAAGGAAGGAGAUCGACUGAGACCCAGAGGUGCUGAAGACCCAGAGAGCGCUGGAAGAGCCACUCAGGAUCUUUUGGGGGAACCCAACAAAUGUGAACAUGGGGUCUAUCACCGGAGCUGUCCUCAAGACGCUACUUCUGUUAUCUACUCAAAAUUGGAACAGGGUCAUAGCUGGGAAUUCCUAUGAUUGUGAUGAGCCUCUGGUGUCCACCUUGUCUCAGGCAUCAUUCAGCAGUUCGUCCGAACUUUCUAGCAGUCAUGGUGCUGGAUUUGCAAGACUAAAUCGAAGAGAUGGAGCUGGUGGCUGGUCUCCACUUGUGUCAAACAAAUACCAGUGGUUGCAGAUUGACCUUGGAGAGAGAAUGGAGACCACCGCUGUGGCCACCCAGGGGGGAUACGGGAGCUCCAACUGGGUGACCAGCUACCUCCUGAUGUUCAGCGACAGUGGCAGGAACUGGAAACAAUAUCGACAAGAAGACAGCAUCUGGGGCUUUUCAGGAAAUGCAAAUGCCGACAGUGUUGUUUACUAUAGACUCCAGCCUUCCAUCAAAGCCCGAUUUCUGCGCUUCAUUCCUUUAGAGUGGAACCCCAGGGGCAGAAUCGGAAUGCGGAUCGAGGUGUUCGGAUGUGCAUACAGAUCAGAGGUGGUUGAUCUUGAUGGAAAAAGUUCCCUUCUCUACAGAUUUGACCAAAACUCCCUGAGCCCAGUAAAGGAUAUUAUUUCUUUGAAAUUUAAAACUAUGCAGAGUGAUGGAAUUCUGCUCCACCGGGAAGGGCAAAACGGAGAUCACAUCACACUGGAAUUAAGAAGAGGAAGGCUCUUUUUACUUAUUAAUUCAGGUGAAGCCAGACUGCCCUCAGCGCACACGCUCAUCAAUCUCACCCUGGGCAGCCUGAUGGACGAUCAGCACUGGCACUCCAUGCUCCUCCAGCGCGUGGGCAGACAAGUCAACUUUACAGUAGAUGAGCACAGGCACCGUUUCCACGCCCAGGGAGAGUUCAGUUACCUGGACCUUGAUUAUGAGAUCAGCUUUGGAGGGAUUCCAGCACCUGGAAAAUCAGUAUCAUUCCCCCAUAAGAAUUUUCAUGGGUGUCUAGAAAACCUCUUUUAUAAUGGAGUAGAUAUCAUUGAUUUGGCCAAGCGACAAAAACCGGAGAUCAUCGCUACGGGCAAUGUGUCGUUUUCCUGUUCACAAUCACAGUCUGUGCCUGUGACUUUUCUCAGCCCCAAGAGUUACUUAGCCCUGCCAGGCUUUUCCAGGGAGGACGAGCUUUCGGCCAUGUUUCAAAUUCGAACCUGGAAUAAGGCAGGACUUCUGCUAUUCAGCGAACUUCACCUGGUUUCAGGGGGUCUCCUCCUCUUUCUUAAUGAUGGAAAACUUAGGCUGAAUCUCUACCAGCCAGGAAAAUUACCCAGUGACAUCACAGCAGGUGUUGGAUUAAAUGACGGGCAGUGGCAUUCCAUCUCUUUAUCUGCCAAACGGAAUCACUUGAGUGUGGCCGUAGAUGGCCAAGUGGCCUCUGCCACUUCUUCCCUGGGGCCCGAGCAGAUUUAUUCAGGUGGUACCUAUUAUUUCGGAGGUUGCCCUGACAACAGCUUCGGAUCCAAAUGUAAAAAUCCAGUGGGUGGAUUUCAGGGGUGUAUGAGACUCAUUUCUAUCGGUAACAAGGUGGUAGAUCUGAUUUCAGUUCAGCAGGGGUCCGUUGGAAACUUCAGUGACCUUCAGAUAGACUCCUGUGGAAUCACAGACAGGUGUUUGCCCAACUAUUGUGAACACGGUGGUGAAUGUUCCCAGUCGUGGAGCACCUUUCACUGCAACUGUACAAACACUGGCUACACAGGAGCUACCUGCCACAACUCUAUCUAUGAGCAGUCAUGUGAAGCCUAUAAGCACAGAGGAAAUACUUCAGGGUUUUACUAUAUAGAUUCAGAUGGAAGCGGUCCCCUGGAGCCCUUUCUUCUAUAUUGCAAUAUGACUGAAACUGCAUGGACGGUCAUACAGCACAAUGGCUCUGACUUAACAAGAGUCAGAAACACUAACCCAGAGAACCCAUACGCUGGGUUUUUCGAGUACGUGGCCAGCAUGGAGCAGCUCCAGGCCACAAUUAACCUUGCGGAGCACUGUGAACAGGAGCUUACCUACUACUGCAAGAAGUCACGACUUGUCAAUAAACAAGAUGGAAACCCUCUGAGUUGGUGGGUUGGAAGAACCAAUGAAACACAAACGUACUGGGGAGGUUCUUUGCCUGAUCCUCAGAAAUGUACUUGUGGAUUAGAAGGGAACUGCAUUGAUUCUCAGUAUUACUGCAACUGUGAUGCUGACCGGAAUGAAUGGACCAAUGACACUGGAUUCCUUUCUUACAAAGAGCAUCUGCCAGUGAGGAAGAUAGUGGUUACAGACACGGGCCGACCGCACUCAGAAGCAGCUUAUAAACUGGGACCUCUCCUCUGCCGGGGAGACAGGUCAUUUUGGAAUUCAGCUUCCUUCAAUACUGAGGCCUCAUACCUUCAUUUUCCUACUUUCCAUGGAGAACUUAGUGCAGAUGUAUCUUUCUUUUUUAAGACAACAGCUUCAUCUGGGGUAUUUUUAGAGAACCUGGGGAUUACCGAUUUUAUAAGGAUAGAGCUACGCUCUCCAGCAGUAGUGACCUUUUCAUUUGACGUGGGGAAUGGGCCUUUCGAAAUCUCGGUGCAGUCACCCAAGCACUUCAACGACAACCAGUGGCACCAUGUCAGGGUGGAAAGGAACAUGAAGGAGGCGUCUCUUCAAGUGGACCAGCUCUUACCGAAGAUGCAGCCUGCUCCCGCCGACGGGCACGUCCUCUUACAGCUCAACAGUCAGCUCUUCGUGGGUGGAACGGCCACCAGACAGAGGGGCUUUCUGGGCUGCAUUCGGUCUCUGCAGCUGAACGGAAUGUCGCUGGACCUGGAAGAAAGAGCUAAGGUGACUCCCGGAGUGGAGCCGGGUUGCAGAGGGCACUGCAGCAGCUACGGAAAGUUGUGUCAGAAUGGAGGCAAAUGCAGAGAAAAGCUCAGUGGGUUCUCUUGUGACUGCACCUUCUCUGCGUAUACAGGGCCUUUCUGCUCCAAAGAGAUUUCUGCAUAUUUUGGAUCUGGCUCAUCUGUGAUUUACAAUUUUCAAGAAAAUUAUUCCUUAAAUAAAAAUUCCAGCUCCCACGCUGCUUCAUUUCAUGGCGAUAUGAAGCUGAGCAGAGAAAUGAUCAAAUUUAGCUUUCGAACAACACGAGCACCAAGCUUACUGCUUUAUGUGAGCUCCUUUUAUAAAGAAUACCUUUCAGUUAUCAUUGCCAAAAAUGGAAGUUUGCAGAUCAGGUACAAGCUAAAUAGAUAUCAAGAACCUGAUGUCGUUAACUUUGAUUUCAAAAACAUGGCGGAUGGACAGCUUCACCAUGUAGAGAUUAACAGAGAAGAAGGAGUGGUCUUUGUAGAGAUUGAUGAGAAUGCAAAGAGACAAGUCCACCUGUCAUCAGGUACAGAAUUCGGUGCCAUCAGGUCUCUUGUACUGGGCAGGAUUUUAGAACACAGUGAUAUAGACCAGGAGACGGCACUGGCCGGCGCGCAGGGCUUCCUGGGCUGUCUCUCUGCCGUGCAGCUCAGCCACGUGGCCCCGCUGAAGGCUGCGUUGCAGCCCAGCCACCCGGCCCCCAUCACCGUCUCGGGACAUGUGACAGAGUCCAGCUGUAUGGCCCAGGCCGGCACUGACGCCACACUGAGAGAAAGGACACACUCGUUUGCAGAUCAUUCGGGAACAAGAGGUGACAGACAACCCCAUGCUAAUGCGAUCAGAAGUGACUCUGCAGUGAUUGGAGGUUUGAUAGCUGUUGUGGUCUUUAUCUUGCUGUGCAUUGCUGCCAUAGCCGUUCGCAUUUAUCAGCAGAAAAGGUUAUACAAAAGGAAUGAGGCAAAAAGGUCAGAGAAUGUAGACAGUGCCGAGGCUGUUUUGAAAAGUGAGCUUAAUGUACAAAGCGCAGUCAAUGAAAAUCAGAGAGAGUACUUCUUCUGAUGGGCGGCUGUGACUUAACUUGCAGUUCCGACGGUCUGUUCUAAUAGCCAGGGGCUCUCAGUGGACAAGAAAACGCUCUUUCACUGAACGUACAGGCACUGGAUUUGCAGCUCUGCCAUCUUGCCAUAGCCAGACUCGAGGUGGCUUCAGGAGGCCUCGUGCAGUGACGUCUUUCCCAUAGCAGUCGUUCCAUAGAACAAAGAAUUUGCUAUUGCUCUUAAUUUCCA
Enhydra lutris kenyoni (northern sea otter) is the source of this 4257-nucleotide messenger RNA. RefSeq names its product contactin associated protein like 4 (gene CNTNAP4). Bases 104 to 4030 code for a protein of 1308 amino acids. The record is from RefSeq and is a predicted model, not a curated record. The transcript is spliced from 24 exons. Lineage: Eukaryota; Metazoa; Chordata; Mammalia; Carnivora; Mustelidae.